Messenger RNA from Durusdinium trenchii, 851 nucleotides. The record is from the annotation of a GenBank genome assembly. NCBI's taxonomy places the organism in Eukaryota, Dinophyceae, Suessiales, Symbiodiniaceae.
AAGCUAUAUGCAGGCUCAAAAGCCGAAAACCUUAGCUGAAGGCUGAAGAAACUUCUCGCUGAAGGCUGUGAAGAUGUUUUGCGCUUGCUGCGAAUCGGGCGAUGGAAACACGGUGGAGGAAGUGGCUGCCUUGCCCAGCCUGGCAAGUGACACGCCUCCCACACCAAAGGCAGCUGAAAAGCCAGCUGUCGAGGCUCCUCCUUCCUCCGGUGCUUCCUUCACCUUCAGGCUGCCAGACAACACCUCAAAAGAGGUCUUUUUCACCGCGAAGCCCUUGGGUUUGGAUUUCAGCAAGUCGAUUCCGAUGAUCGUGAAGGCCGUGAAGAAGGACUCCGUGGCCGAUGAAGCGGCCGUGCAGGCCAAAUGGGUGGUGACGCACGUGAAGGGCCAGGAGAUGCCAACGGAUUUGAGGGAUGCCAUGACAGCGAUCCUGAUGGCGGUCAAGGAUCUUCCAUCGAAGAAGGAGUGAAGAUCUAUUUUUUGUCAAUUCUUUGAAAGGCCGCUGGCUUUGAAGGUACGUGUUUGAUCAAAGAUCGCAACGGUCAUCACAAGAUCAAGCAAGAGCAUGAAGAAUAGUGCACCAUGAACGAUGUUUGCUCGAGAAACUUGGCCCUGUAGUCUUUCUCAGGGAGCACUGCACUCAAGCAUUUCUGAUGUUUUAAGAGAGCAGCACCAUGUUUUUCACCUAUGUUCCGGGUCACCCAAGAAGUUUGCAUCUUGCUCAGCCUUAUCAGGCAACAUGUGGAACAACUAUGAACCAAUUAACUGCGCCUUUGGGUGACCUGCACUGAGACUCCAUUUGGCACCUGAUCGGAAUGCACUGCGAAAAGCGGAGCUGAGACGCGAACGCC